GUAGCGUAAAGUCAUGUCCGGUUUGAGGCGCUGGUUGUUGUUCUGUGAAGUGUCCUGCUUUCUAAAACGUUUCGUCUUGUACACGAUUUUUGACAUAUGUGGGAUUUACAAGGCGUCUUUCUGUGGACUAUUCGACUGUUCUUUCGUCCCGUUAACUAAAGCAUCAGCAGCGUGGAGGUGUAACAGUCGCCGUCCGCACGUCACGGACGCGUCAGACGUUAGCGGCCUGUAAAGUGUUGCUCUGCGACCACUGAGCAGUUUAUUAUUAUUAUUUUUGAAAGAGAAACAAAAUGGAAGCUACUGACGCCUCGUGCUCCAAACACGUCCAGAACCAGGACGUCCUCGAAGAACCGGAAAAUCACGCGAAGAAGCUGGCGAGUAUGGAGCAGCGGAUAGAGACGCUGGAGAGGCUCGUCAGCGAGCUGGAGCAAGAGAAUGCAAAGUCAAAGGCCAGAAUAAAGGAGGCAGUGACAGAAGCCACAGAAGAACUUGGGAAGGAGUUUUAUUGUCCCAUUUGCUUCCAGUUCUACAUCAAUCCUGUCAUCAUCAACUGUGGUCACACCUUUUGUUGGCAUUGCUUAAGCAUAUGGUGGGACGACAGCCCAAACUGUCCCAUCUGCAGACAAACCAUUGAGUUGCUAACCCGUUGCCUGCCAUUGAUGGAAUUUAUUGACAAAAUGGUGGACCGCAUGGGUCCGGAGCACAGGGAAAAACGAGAGGCGCUCAUCACCGAGAGGAAACAACUUGAUGAGGCACGAUUUUUGGCAGCAAUGGAGGAAGAGGAUGCCAACGAGGCAGCAGAGGCGGCGGCGGCAGCAGCAGCAGCGGGGCAGGUGGUGGAGGAGGAGGAAGAGGAGGAGGAUGGGGACGAAGAAGAGCAACAGUGAUUGAAGCACAAAAAAAAGUAGUACCUCUGAUAAGUGCUGUGACCGAUCUACACCUGCUUCGUGUGAUGUCAUUUCCUUAAGCCUGCCACUUGCUACAUAUUGAGAUACGAAUACGGCUUUGCCACAGUCCUGUUGUGAGGCGUGCGCCUCGGUGAGAUGAGACCACCACGCGGCAUUUCCAACAUGUUCGAAACUCCCUGCAACAUGGCCUGGGCUAUAUUUCCUUUAUUACAUCAUCAGGUGUAUUGUGUGGUGUUGCAUAGAGCAGCCGAAAAGAAACUAGGCUGAAGUCUCCUGGACUUGCAUGCAGACUUUGGGUGACAUGGAGAUGCACAGUUCUGUUGUUAAAACUCCAAAUAAGGGCAGCCAAAAUACUAAAAAAAAAAAAAA
Messenger RNA from Thalassophryne amazonica, 1277 nucleotides. Its product is annotated as E3 ubiquitin-protein ligase rnf8-like. The transcript has 4 exons. The record is from RefSeq and is a predicted model, not a curated record. Bases 291 to 887 code for a protein of 198 amino acids. NCBI's taxonomy places the organism in Eukaryota, Metazoa, Chordata, Actinopteri, Batrachoidiformes, Batrachoididae.